AUGAAAGUAAUAUUUUUUUUGGCKUGCGCGUUCGCGCUCUGCGCCUACACUUUGGCCACUGAAGAGUCGGCCAACAAAGUAAAAUCGGACGAAAGCCAAUCCAAAAGAAGCGUAUCUGAAUUCAGCAACGGAUACGAAGGCGAAUCUGAAAUCUCGGGAGACAGCUACGACCAUGGCGGCUCUGAAUACGCAAGUGACAACUAUGGACAUGGUGGCUCUGAAUAUGUGAGCGGUGGUUUCGGACAAGGUGAUUUCGGUGCCGGAAACGGUGACUACAGUUUUGGAAAUAUUGGUGAAGGUUACAGUGGAUCAUACGGUGGCCACCAACAAUCGUCGUACUACCACGUACCAGUCAAGACCAUAACCAAAAAUGUGCCACAACCGUAUCCCGUGGAA
Diuraphis noxia (Russian wheat aphid) is the source of this 396-nucleotide messenger RNA. RefSeq lists its product as uncharacterized. NCBI's taxonomy places the organism in Eukaryota, Metazoa, Arthropoda, Insecta, Hemiptera, Aphididae. The record is from RefSeq and is a predicted model, not a curated record.